CUUCUAUCUAGAUGUUAUCCUAAUCUCCUUUACACACAACACCCACCAUCAAACCAAAUCUCAUUCGUCUCUAUCGUUGGUCACAUUACACGCCGUUCCUUCUCCCAUUCACCCUCAUGAGCUCAACCGGAUGCUCUACAUUCUCAACUGGACUACCAUUGCUUUUUGAAAUCCUCUAUCGGUACCAGAGUCCGCCGCCCCCUCUGUUAUAAACUACAACGUCUCCUUUCUCUACCAGGAACCCUAAUCCUAACCCUAUUUCAACGGUAACAUCACACACCAUUCAACGCCUCUACUAUCGCCACGUGACUCUGACAACAUCACACACUAGCAGCGCACCACCACCUGUCUCCACCAAACCUCGGCCUCGCAACGCCACCUUAAUCCAUAUCUAUCUCUAUCUCUAUAAUUCCUUAAUAUAAAGAUGCAAUCGUAUCCUCAAAUUUCUCUAAACUUGGACAAGAAACGAUGGAGGUUUUCACUACCCAGUUCAAAAUCAGAAAAAUUAUCCUGUUACUCGACUUUAUUAUAGUUAUCCAAGAACACUCCACCACUGAUCCUUCCCUCCUUAACCCGUUGACUGAUUCAUCUCACGUUCUUCUAUCAUCAAUGAAAAACGGUAUUUUAGACGAUGACGAGGAAAUUGUUGUACAAGCCUUUGAUGUUCUUAGUGAGGAUGAGCUCUGCCCCCGCUAUAUGGUAUUCUGA
This is a messenger RNA of Lactuca virosa, 708 nucleotides long. The record is from the annotation of a GenBank genome assembly. Lineage: Eukaryota; Viridiplantae; Streptophyta; Magnoliopsida; Asterales; Asteraceae.